Molecule: messenger RNA, 1619 nt
Organism: Stylophora pistillata
Lineage: Eukaryota; Metazoa; Cnidaria; Anthozoa; Scleractinia; Pocilloporidae
Product: orexin/Hypocretin receptor type 1
Biological process (GO): G protein-coupled receptor signaling pathway
Cellular component (GO): plasma membrane
Molecular function (GO): G protein-coupled receptor activity
Source: RefSeq, a predicted model, not a curated record
UUAAACACCCUAUCGUCAACAGUCUAGAAAAUCUUCACGUCGAGGACUAUUUAAACAAAGCACUGUGAAAUAACUUGUGAGAAAAGGACUUCUUACCAUAGUAUCGACGCUUAAAGUUUCAGUCACUCUACCUUUGCCAACCAACUGAAGGAAAUUCUUUCUCUGACAAUGUCCUCGUGCGUGCCGAACAACGGAACCAGUGGCACUUCGUACUCGUUCGUUCCUGAACCAGAAGCCUUGCGAAUUGUUCGCACCGUGGUUUUGAGCUUGUUAGUGGUGUUUUCACUCAUUGGAAACUCGGUCGUGUGUCGGGCCGCGUGGAGACAGCGCGAAGCUAAACCGUUUGCUUAUUACCUCGUCAGCAAUUUGGCUUUUGCCGAAAUUCUCGGCUCAGUUUGCGUGGCGUUCCGAGUCCAUGCCGAUGAACCGCCUUGGUCUUGGAAACUUGGUCCUGUUAUGUGCAAGAUCGUGGAUCCUUUGCAAGUAGCAAGUCUUCUGGUCGUCACAACAACCUUGGCCACCCUUGCUGUCUAUCGCUGUCUUGUUCUCAUUAAGCCCCUCAUCACCAAACCAACCAGCAGACAAAUUCGUUGUUUGAUUAUUGUCACCUGGGUGGGGUCUAUUGUGAUAUCGAUUCCUUCAUCAGUUUUUCGUGUUGUGAACGUGUAUAGGAUAAACUGUGUUGACUAUCACAUAUGCGAAGAAAUAUUUCCAGCGGGUUAUUACCAUUACCAGAAUACUUACUCCAUUUUCAUCUUCGUUAUCAACUUUGCACUGCCACUUUUGAUAAUGGCGGUGUCCUACGCUUUGGUCAGCAAGAAGAUCAGGGAACAUAUCUUUGUUAUCACCAGGCUCCGAGACGCGCAGAGCAAAGCUAUGUCAUCAGCUUGUUCGUCCACAUGCGUAGGAGAUACAGAUGGUGCCGGAACUAGCGACAAAACUGGGGCAGGAGAAAACCAGGAAAAUAUCGAGAUAGCCGACAUGCCAACAAACAGAAAGACAAAUACAGGCUCUCCAAGCAGAAACGUGGGAAAAAACAGGGAAAAUGACAAACCCCUGAUGCCCAGCAGCAACCAAUCUCCAAGGAACAACAAAGCCAGCAUUGACCUGGAAAAUGACCUACUAAAGAUGGUUUUUGUGAUCGUGCUGGUAUUUAUAGUUUGUUAUAUUCCUUACCAAAUUCAGUUCCUUUUGUUUGAGUUGGAAGUGGAGUCGUUUACACAAUGGACCCAUCGCUACGCUUUUACCAGGUUUGUUUUUACUUUGACAAACUUACCAAGUGCUCUGCAUCCUGUGUUCUACGGAACGAUGAGUAAUUUCUAUCGCAGAGCGUUCAUUAAAAUGAUUUCGUGUCGGGCAACAAAUUGAUCCAUACAAGUCGCUACAAUUAUCAAUUCGUUUUAACCCAAAACCGAUGUGUCUAACCAAUUAACCCUGCUUUCGAAUUAUCUUUAACACAAUUAAUUAUAUGCGUCAACUCAAAAACGAAAACAAAAGGACAAAGAAAAAAAUAAAAAUUAUGAUGAUUUUUACCACAUCGGGAUCCAAAGAGGAUCAAAGGCGGCUACUUUUUGUGAUAAAUUGAAUCAAUUCAAGAGUGAAUAGUGCAGUCAAGCGGC